UCUGACAGAGCAUGCAGCAGGAGCGCUUGUUGAAGGUGUUAGUGGUGGGGGAUCUGGGUGUGGGGAAGACGGCCAUCAUCCGCCGCUAUGUGCACCAGGUCUUCUCUCAUCAUUACCGAGCCACUAUCGGAGUGGACUUCGCGCUCAAAGUGCUGCAGUGGGACCCGGGCACCGUCAUCCGCCUCCAGCUGUGGGACAUCGCCGGACAGGAGCGAUACGGAAACAUGACGCGUGUGUACUACCGUGAAGCUGUAGGGGCGCUGGUGGUCUUCGACAUGACCCGCGCCUCCACUUUACAAGCUGUACUUAAAUGGAAAGGGGACUUGGAUGCUAAAGUGGCCAUGUGUAAUGGGUACCCGUUGCCCGCUGUCUUGCUGGCGAAUAAAUGUGACCAGCAGAAACAGGGCCUGUGUGCCAAGCUGCCCAAGAUGGAGAGUUUUACUAAAGAACAGGGAUUUGUCGGCUGGUAUGAGACGUCAGCUAAGGAUAACACAAACAUUGACAAAGCCAUCAUGCACCUGGUAGAGCACAUCAUGGCAGGCGCUGGUGAGAAACCUGCAGUGAACCCGGACCCCAGUCGGGUGAUCCUCCCCACCUCCGACUACAACCAGCAUGAACGCAGACAGUCCAGCUGCUGUUCCAGACUGCACAUACCUCCCAAAGAGCCUGAGCAAUUCUAGCGGCUAAAAGGAAAUAGACAUAUGUACAUUACAUUUGUGUAAGUAAAUGUAAAUGCUAUUAGCCAUGACGGCUAUUAUUUAUACCGCAGCACUUGUUCAUGUACUAUAUCCACUGCACUUUUUCUAUAUAGUGUUUUUUAUGGUGUUUCACUUUUUGAGUGUCAAAAUGGUCACUGGACGACAGUUAACUGCUUCCACAGAGGAACUUGUUGUGAAGUUUUUAGUUUUGCUGAACUAAGCAACACAGCAGGACUGUUGAGGAAACUGAGGGCAAGCCAGUAACACCUCUGUCUUAAAAAACAAAUCUACCAAAAAUGCUGCCUGAAGCACCGCCAACACUGUAACAGUACGGCUAUGUGGCUGAAAGGGAGAAAUGAUUCAUAUUUAAUUAUUUAUUUAUAUUCCAAAUCCCACAGACCUUUUGUAAAAAUUUUAAUAGUACUAUAUAUAUAUAUAUUCUACGCUCUUCCUCUCUUCCUCAUGGAUCUGAUAUUAACGUUUUAAAUCUUCCAUGCUACUACCUUCCUGUCUCCUCUUGGAUCUGAUAUUAGCGUGCUAACUCUCCCACGCUUUCUUUCUCUCUCUCGCUCUCUCUCUCUCUCUCUCUCUCCCUCCCUUAAUCUUCCCCUCCCUCGAGUGAACACUUUCUGGUUCGUCUCCGGACGGACAUCUAUAGAACUUCCACUCUUUGUUCUGCAGGAUUUCACAGGACAUGUUAAAAUGGUUUAUGUUAUUUGUAGUAACAGAUGUACAAGACACCAGGUGUUCGUCCAAACAUAUACAAACACUGUCUUUUCCUGUUAAUAAACAGAGACAUUUCUGACAGAC
Molecule: messenger RNA, 1508 nt
Organism: Clarias gariepinus (North African catfish)
Lineage: Eukaryota; Metazoa; Chordata; Actinopteri; Siluriformes; Clariidae
Exons: 3
Coding region: 12-680 (222 amino acids)
Biological process (GO): vesicle-mediated transport
Cellular component (GO): vesicle; Golgi apparatus; trans-Golgi network
Molecular function (GO): GTP binding; GTPase activity
Source: RefSeq, a predicted model, not a curated record